Andrographis paniculata is the source of this 1905-nucleotide messenger RNA. RefSeq names its product bifunctional 3-dehydroquinate dehydratase/shikimate dehydrogenase, chloroplastic-like. Gene Ontology annotation, molecular function: 3-dehydroquinate dehydratase activity; shikimate 3-dehydrogenase (NADP+) activity. NCBI's taxonomy places the organism in Eukaryota, Viridiplantae, Streptophyta, Magnoliopsida, Lamiales, Acanthaceae. Gene Ontology annotation, biological process: shikimate metabolic process; chorismate biosynthetic process. The transcript is spliced from 9 exons. The record is from RefSeq and is a predicted model, not a curated record. Bases 208 to 1731 code for a protein of 507 amino acids.
UCCAAACUGGGCCCGUGAUUUAUCUGUGCAGCGCCCAUCGUGAGAGAAAACGUGAACCAGUUGACAAUCAUCAAUUAGGAAUCAGCUGCACCACUUCUCACACUCACUUCAUUAUAUAUAAAUAUGUGUCUGUCUCUGUGUUGUGUGAUUUCAUCAUCACCGUCAUAAUAUUAAUUCCUGUUCGUUCUUCUUCGUGCUGUGGUUCCGAUGGGGCUGAGGAUCGACGAUCUGGUGGUGUGCGCGCCAUUGGAAUGCGAAAGCACUGAAGAAAUGGUUAAGUGUAUGGAGUCGGCGAAGAAGCAAGGCGCAGAUAUCGUCCACCUCUGCAUCGAUCUACCUCACAUUUCCGACCUCCAACAUCUCCUCUCUCUCCGAACCUUACCGUCCAUCGUUUCCUUCAGAAACUCUGAGCAAUUAGGUGUCCAAGUUCUAAAACGGGCCGUUGAAUUGGACAUCGAAUAUGUCGACAUUGACUACGAGGUUUGUUCGAAAGAGGUCAUAGCUGAACUCAGGAGGGAAAGAUCAAGGUCGAGCUCAAGGACGAGGAUCAUCGUCUCCAACCAUGUACAGGCGGGGAACGUUACCCGAGAGAAACUCGGGGAGAUGAUAAUCGAGAUGCAAUCAACCGAAGCAGAUGUGAUCAAGCUCGUGAUCGACGUCGGUUCAAUCACAGACGUCGCACCAAUUUUCCACAUGCUCACGCACUGUCAGGUACCUCUGAUUGCUAGGGCAACUGGAGAAAGAGGUCUAAUUAGCCAACUAUUGGGGCCGAAGUACGGCGCAUUCAUGGUAUGGGGAUCGUUGGGGGAGAAAUCCGUGCCUGGAUUGCCUCCUUUGUCCAGCAUCAAACAGGUUUACAGAUUAGAGAACGUGAAUGCGGACACGAAGAUAUUCGGCGUCGUCUCGAAUCCUGUAGGUCACAGCAAAGGUCCUCUUCUGCACAAUCCUGCAUUCAGAUACACAGGUUAUAAUGGCAUUUAUGUCCCUCUGUUGGUUGAUGAUGUCAAGGAAUUUUUCAGAGUUUACUCCUGCAACGAUUUUGCUGGUUUCAGUGUGGGGAUUCCACACAAGGAGACAGCUCUAAGCUGCUGUGAUGAAGUGCAUCCCCUUGCUCUGGGCAUAGGUGCAGUAAACACCAUUGUUCGGAGGCCGUCAGAUGGGAAGCUUGUAGGGUACAAUACAGAUUGUGAGGCAUGCAUAACUGCUAUUGAGGAUGCAUAUAGAGCACGGUGUGUCCUAAACGGACAAGAACAGAGUGUUUCACCUUUAGCCGGGAAAUUACUCGUCUUGGUCGGAGCUGGUGGAGCUGGACGGGCCAUAGCAUUCGGCGCCUGGAGCAGAGGAGCUCGAGUCGUCAUCUUCAACAGAAACUUCGAAAGAGCUAAGGCUCUCGCCGCAGCAGUGUCCGGCGAAGCCCUGCCAUACGAAAGUCUAAAUGAUUUCCGGCCCGAGAAUGGCAUGAUUCUUGCAAACGCCUCUGCUGUCGGUAUGGAACCGAAAGCAGACCGGACUCCCGUCUCCAAGGCUGCCUUGAGAUCAUACGAACUGGUUUUCGACGCUGUUUACACUCCACGCAACACUCGGCUCUUGCGAGAGGCUGCAGAGGUCGGAGCCACUGUCGUGCAUGGCGUAGAAAUGUUCAUCCGACAGGCUCUCGGGCAAUUUAAACUAUUCACCGGUGGAUUAGCGCCGGAGGACUUCAUGCGCAAGAUCGUACUCGAGCAAUUCUGAUGAACGCGACACAUCCCCAGCCGCGAUCGAGGAAGUACUCGGAAGGUCUUAGUGUUUGUUGUAGAAGAUAAAAUUAGCAUUAAGAUCUGAUCUGCCAUGUUUGUUUUGGAUAGUUAACUUGAACAAGAAAAGAUGAUCAUAUGUGUGAUUCAUGGAUGCCACAUUAUACAUUUA